AUGGACCUUGUCACUGUUCUUCUGUUCAUAGUGGUUAUCCUGUUUUUGGCCACAGUCUAUAAUGAUCAAAAACAAGACAAAAACUAUCCUCCAGGGCCAAAACCUCUGCCGAUCAUCGGAAGCCUGCAUAUGGUCAACCCAAUGAGUCCUCAGAAAGAUUUUAUGAAGCUGUCCAAGAAAUACGGCCCAGUAUUUAGUAUCCAGCUGGGUUUGGAGAAGUUGGUUGUCCUAUGUGGUUAUGACACCAUAAAAGAUGCACUAAUCAACCACUCCGAGGAAUUUUAUGAAAGACCAGAUGGUCCACUGUUUGCUAAAACAACAAAUGGAAAUGGUAUUGUCUUUGCUCAUGGAGAGAACUGGAAGGUGAUGAGGAGAUUCACUAUUGCAACACUACGGGAUUUUGGAAUGGGAAAGAAAUCUAUAGAGAACAAAAUUAGGGAGGAAGUGAUAUGUUUAAUUCAGGAAUUCAGAUCCCACAAGGGAAAUCCCUUUGAUAAUUUGACCAUCGUCAACACAGCUGUAGCCAACAUAAUUGUGUCUAUAUUACUUGGUAAGAGAUUUGAAUAUGAUGAUCCAAUCAUACUAAAGCUCAUGCGCAUGAUUAGUGAAAAUAUCAGGACCUUUGGAAGCACUAUGGUCAGACUUUACAACAGCUAUCCAACACUGAUAGGCUUACUCCCUGGCGCCCAUCAAAAGAUUUUUGAAAAUUUCAAAUCAACUCAAAAUUUCAUAAAGGAGGUAUUUACAAAACAGAAAAAGGAACUGGAUAUAAAUGACCAAAGGAACUUCAUUGAUGCCUUCUUGGCAAAGCAACAAGAGGGAAAUCCAGAAUCUACCGUUUAUUUCCACAAUGACAACCUGACUGUUCUGGUGGACAACCUCUUUGUGGCUGGGAUGGAGACAACCUCUACCACUCUGCAAUGGAGCCUCUUGCUAAUGAUCAAAUACCCAGAUAUACAGAAAAAAGUUCAAAAUGAAAUUGACAGAGUGAUUGGAUCAGCUGAACCACAAAGUGAGCACAGGAGGCAGAUGCCGUACACUGAUGCCGUCAUUCAUGAAAUCCAGAGGUUUGCUGAUAUUAUACCUCUGAAUGCCCCACAUGCAACUGCUAAAGAUGUCACAUUCAAAGGGUACAGCAUUCCAAAGGGGACCACUGUUAUCCCAUUGCUGACAUCUGUUCUGAGGGAUGAAGCUUACUUUGAAAAACCAGAUGAAUUUUACCCUGAACAUUUUCUCGACUCAGAAGGAAAUCUGAAGAAAAAUGAGGCAUUUAUACCAUUCUCGAUAGGUAAGAGAAGCUGUGCUGGAGAGAACCUAGCAAAGAUGGAGCUGUUCCUGUUUUUUACAACACUUCUGCAAAACUUCACCUUCCAGGCUCCUCCUGGUGUUGAUCCAGACUUGACCCCUGCGCUGGGGUUUACUAGUGCCCCCUUACCACACAGGAUUUGUGCUAUACCACGCAGUUAG
Molecule: messenger RNA, 1467 nt
Organism: Staurois parvus
Lineage: Eukaryota; Metazoa; Chordata; Amphibia; Anura; Ranidae
Source: the annotation of a GenBank genome assembly